Messenger RNA from Drosophila grimshawi, 3605 nucleotides. RefSeq names its product structure-specific endonuclease subunit SLX4 (gene mus312). Gene Ontology annotation, molecular function: enzyme binding. The transcript is spliced from 5 exons. Bases 1 to 3510 code for a protein of 1169 amino acids. Gene Ontology annotation, biological process: meiotic DNA double-strand break processing; DNA replication; interstrand cross-link repair. The record is from RefSeq and is a predicted model, not a curated record. Lineage: Eukaryota; Metazoa; Arthropoda; Insecta; Diptera; Drosophilidae. Gene Ontology annotation, cellular component: Slx1-Slx4 complex; nucleus.
AUGGAUAGGCAAACGCGGAGAGCAAACUUUAAGAAACUACAAGAGCCAGCGAGCAGAAAGCUGCGCUCAACGCGCAGCAACAAGGCGGCCACUUUGUCAGACUUUUUCAAUACACCCGAGGAUAUCAGCAAUGAGCAGCAGGAGCAGCUGCCGUCAGACAAGGAUGAGCCAGAAGCCAAGAAAACACGUGAAAUGCGAGAGAUUUCGCCGCCGGCUGUAAGCAAGCCCAAAAAGGCGCCCAAGCUGAAAACGACUGCAACCCAACAGCGAAGAGGACGCGGUGGGUCGCGUGGACGCAGCAAACAGCAGCCGAGCAUCAGUGAUUUCCUGCGCAACGAGCAGCUCUUCGCGGAGGUAACCGCUCAGCAUUGUAUCGCCGACAAUUUCAGUCCGAAUGACAUUGAAAUGGCGCUGGCAUUGUCCAAAUCGGAGGCAGAGAAAUAUGGUCGAUUGCGACUGGAGGACACAACGCAGGAGGAACAAGAGGAAGUGGUUGAUCUGCUCGAUGCACAGGAUGAUCAGUCCACUGAGAAUGUGCGUCGCAAGCUACAAAAAUACGGAUUUCGCACAGCCGCCAAGGCGGACUACAAUAUGCUGACGUUUGCAUCAUUGCCUGGUGGCAAGCGGGGUAAGCGCUGCAAGUGGGCCAAUAAAUUUACACCACUCACAUUACGCAAUCCCGUGGAGCAGCUGAAGAAGCUGGAUGCCAAGAUAGCUGCUCUAAUGGCGCAACAAGUGCGAACCAAACUGCCAGCCGCAGAGGAUCAGAUUCCAUUUGAACUGAUCAGCUCAGUGCUGCAGCGAUUGAAAGCCACUGGCGAAUAUCGGAUAACCCACGAACCGAGCGAGGAAUCCUUGGCGAAUCUGAGUGCAUAUUAUGUGCAGGAUUUGUUUGAAGUUAGUCGCACGCCGGCGCAUCAUCUGCUGAAAAACUGGGCGGCCAUUCAGGGACGUGAUUUGUCACCAAAGCGACCCAGUAAGGAGAGUCUGCGACGCAAACAGCAAUUGGAGCAGGUCUAUUCAGAGUUGGAGGCGCAUUUUGGGGCGACUGCCGAGAAGGAGGAAUUGGAUGAGUUGGAGCUGCUGCUAGCCGAUAAUCUGAUACAGGAUAAUAGUCAAACAACAGUUGAUAAGUGCGUUAAGGAUGCGAUAGAGGAUAAGAAUAAGGAGCAAAUCUCAUUGAGCAUUAACAGCAGUCCUUUGAAAGAGCCACCCGACAAGCGUCAAAGAAUUAUGCAGGAUUUCAGCAUUGAUAAGGAGAACAUGCAGCCAAGCACUUCAUCAAAGCUAUCCCUGCCGACACAAAGCACUCGCUGCACUUCACCCGAUCUCUUUGCUGAUUCGGAUGAGGAUGAGCACGAUAUUGAAAUGCCAUCCGCAUGCAGCAAGGAGAUGCAAAACUUUUCUUUAAAGGUUUACAAGGACAUAAGCACAACUGAGAUCAACUGCUACGAGAUUUACUCCAGUGAUGAAGUGAAGAUUGUUCCAGAUGCUAAGCUGGAGAGGACAAGCAUUGAACCACCAGUUGAAGAGGGUUUCAUCGAUCUCACACAGGAGGAAGAUUCACCAGAACGUGUCCUCAACACCACUUCAAGUCCAUCUCUUUUUGAGCAACAAAUUUUUGCACCGAGUCCAACAAUGGAUUCUGAAGAGGAAGCCGAUGCGCUGGCAAACGAUUCAAGUGUUCAGGCGGCUGAUUGCGAAAUAUCGGAUGAGUUAUAUGCAAAAUACGCUAACAAAACAACGCGAGACUUUGACAUAAGCUCCGCAACUGAAUCUAAACCGGAUGAUAACUCGUUUAACCUGAGCUCAACAAGUGCCACCAAGUCAUUGUCAACAAUAUCAUUCCCCGUGGCCACCAACUCCAAUUCCUGUAAGGAUCUCUCAUUCAGCUUUACACAAUUGGACAGCACUAAGCAAACAUUCCAGCGCAGUUUUAGCUUGACGCAAUCUCCAAGGGAGAGUUUACAGUGGAAGCACAGCUUCAAGAGUCCUGCCUCCACAUUCACCUCACCCUUUAGCCAAUCGGUUGAGAAACCCGUCUCCACAUUCACUUCCCCCUUCAGUCAAUCGGAUGCGAGUAUUGAUUUGACGCAGGACAGUUGCGAGGAUGAGGAUAAUGAGGGUAUCCUGCUCUCUGAUGAUGAAAUCAAUUAUUCCAUUUGGAAGGCAGAUGAAACGUGUCGCGAUUUGGCGGAUGAAAGCAGCAGUGGCAAUGAAAGCACUUGCAAUGCAUCCCUUUCUAAAAGGAAAACUGUGCCUUAUUUUAGAACUACAGAGGAUUUGGAUGCAUUUCUGGCUGCUUCGUCUGCGGCUUCCAUUAAAUCCUGCAAUUCUCGCUCGCCCAAUAAGAGCGCUUUGAGCAAGGAGCGUGCCGAGUUUGGUAUACUAGAUGCGGCCAUCUCCCAGCCAUUUACGCUCUCCCAGCCAGCAAGUCCAACGAAGGCAGCUGACACAUCCCAACUACCUAUAGACUGGGCGGAGGCAUCAUUUCUAGAGACGCCACCAGAGGCGCCAGUAAAACGCUACUCCAGCAGCUGCAGUCAUAAAUUUAAAGAUCUAUUGCGGCACAUCUCAGAGCCUGCCAAGCCUAUUGAAGAUGCUGAAGAUGAUGAGAUUGAUGAGUUUGAUCGUUUGGUCUUCCAGCACAGCAAAGAUACAACAGUUGACACAAUGCCAAGUGGAUUAGAUCGACUGCUAAUGGGCGAGAUUAAUGUGGACAGCCUGCCUGAGCCAGUGGCGGUGCCUGUCAGUCCGGCAAAAGUGACGGAUGUCUCCGAGAAGUUGGAGCUAAACGGUCAGGUGUACAAUGUAUCCAUUUGUCAGACGCCCAAACCGGAUUUUGUGCAUCUUAGCGAAGCGGAGCUGUUGCAGCAGCUCUAUAAUUAUGGCAUUAAGCCACUGAAACGCAAACAGGCCGUCAAAUUGCUGGAAUACAUCUAUAAUCAGACGCAUCCCAUUAUGCUGCCGCCACAGGAGCAACCACAAUCCGAUCGCUUGCUUCACUCACGCUCCAAAUCUACGCCGGUGAAUGGAAGCACAAACAAAUCACAUGUUCCGCUGCUGCAUAAUCCCAGUGCUGAUUGCCUGACACCCACAGAAGCUCCCCCAAAUCUUAACCACAAAUUUAGGGAUGCUCCUGGCACGGAGCUGUUGCGUUUCUCGCAGGCUGUGCCUCCUGCUCUCUGCGAUGACUUUGAGUGCUAUGUGCUGCAAACGAAUGUGAGCAAGAAGACGCCACAACCAUUGCUGCCCCUUCACAUUGCUUGGCACAAUCUGCUCUGCGCCAAUCCACGUCUGCACGAGAGUGUGCUCAUGUUUGAGCCCAUUGACUUGCAGGAGAUUUAUUUAUAUCUUAAGCAGCUGGGACAUCGCUAUGAUCCCAAAGAGCUCAAGUGUUUCUUUGACAGACGCUGCAUCAUUUUCCGUUAUGAGCUGGCUCCGCCAGCGAAACCGGCUCAAAGACACAUCAGAAAACCCAAAUCCAAGAAACCUGGUUUGAAGUCUUAGCAGAUUAUACGAUAAUGUUUAGUGAUUAUUUUUUAUGUUUAAAAUUGUAAUUCUUGUUUAUUAAUUAUGUAAUUAGUUUGAACAUCACAUUGUUA